Messenger RNA from Sclerotinia trifoliorum, 983 nucleotides. Lineage: Eukaryota; Fungi; Ascomycota; Leotiomycetes; Helotiales; Sclerotiniaceae. The record is from the annotation of a GenBank genome assembly.
CAUAUCUGAUGCAUUUGGAUGAAUUCACACAUACCAAUUCUGAUCACUAUUUCGCUUAUGUAAGCCCAAAGACGAUGCAACUAGGGGUCCCACAUUGCGGAGAGGCCCCACCAUUUGGACAUCAGCUCAAAGCUGCUUCCAUAUUUUGGCAACAUUAAUACCCCUGCAGAGCACGCCAAAUCAGAGCACUCGAUGGAAUUGCUAUUGCUGCGACCUUGAAAGAAUGGAUUCUGGUCAAUCAGCUGCGACAAAUGCUUCUGGCCAGGCGGGAACUAAUGUAGAUGGAAAUGCUCAACAAACAGCAGUUUCUGGGUCCGAAGAGGUAUGGGAUGAAGCAAAACUCGAGCAGGCGAUGAAAACUUUAAAGGAAAUGCACAUUCAAGUCAGUCGCGUAUCGUUCUAGAGGUUGUAACGAGUAUUAGCUAACAAGGUGUUUAGUGUCGCAAUCUACGAUCUACAAUCCCAAGACUGCUUUCCCCAUUGGCAACUAAGCAGCAAUCACGUACGUUCUCAAUCUGCGAUUUUAAGAAGCACCCAAGCUUCAGGAAAUUGUAGCUGACCAGUAUAUACAGCCGAGAAGCUCUUUUCUUCUUUUCAGCAAGCAGCUACCACUUCAAAUAAGGAAGUACGGGAGUUCACACGGCUGAUGAAAGAUGAAGAAAGUGUGAAGCUCUUUGAGCAUGCAAAGAAGAGUCGAGCCGAAAAUCCACAUGGGAUAAAACCUUGGAGAGUCACACAAUACCCCGAUUGGCUUGAUAGGGAUACAUGAGACAUAUUCCGCGACAGUACGAAAUAUUCCGGCGGGGCAAUGUAAUAUAGGAUCCAGGCAUAUUGACGAUUUCUGGGUAAGGGGCGAUUUUUGGGAUAUACGGUAGUGGGCGUUGGGUGUUUUCGGUAAAUAUAUCAUAACCGGGAAACGCAUAGAAAACACAUUACAUUAUCCUAAUAACCUGAAGCGUGAUGCUCCUAAUGACAGUAAUGGG